GCCCGGAGCCGCCCGGGGAGGCCGGAGCGCGGUGAAUAUGGCACUGGCAGGGAAGCCUCUAGACGUGACCCUCAGCAGCUCCAGGCCUGAGCAGUGGAACAUGGUUUUCCCCCAGAAAGAUGAAAUCAUCACCAGUUUAGUGUCUGCCUUAGACUCCAUGUGCUCCGCGCUGUCCAAGCUGAACGCCGAGGUGGCCUGCAUCGCCGUGCACGACGAGAGCGCCUUCGUGGUGGGCACCGAGAAGGGCAGAGUCUUCCUCAGCGCCAGGAAGGAGCUGCAGGCCGACUUCCAGAAGUUCUGCCGAGUCCAGCAGCGGAGGGAGCAGGAUGCAGAGGCGCAGAAGAAGGCAAAGGAGUGCGGGCGAAGCGUGCUCAGGGUCUCCCCGGACCAGGGAUCAGACGUGUACCUCCUCAGGAAGAUGGUAGAGGAAGUGUUUGAUGUGCUUUAUAGUGAAGCGGUGGGGAAGAGCAGCGUGGUCCCCUUGCCCUAUGAGCGGUUCCUGAAAGAGCCGGGACUGCUGGCAGUGGCCGGCUUGCCCGAGGGGAUCAGCUUUAAGAAACCCAUGGAGUACGACGUGAAGUCCCUGAUGGCCAUUUUAGAGCACAGCCACAGCAUCCGCUUCAGGCUAAAAAGGCCGGCGGACGAGCCCAGCAGAGAGCUGAACCCUAGCAUAGACUUGACUUGUACCUCCCUCGCGCCCAAGGGCAGCCGGGACGCUGGUGCCAACGGCCACAUGGCCAAACCCUCCGGCCAGGACGCUCCCUCUGCCGUAGCCGUGACCAAUUUCUUAUACGGUGUCUCGCUGCCUACGCAGAUUGCCGUGGACCUAAAGCAAGAGGUGUCCUCCGGUCUGCACGGGGCGACCGCGGCCAGCGAAGCGCUGCUGCCCAGGCCCUCAGGAGAGCUGAAGGUGCCUUCCUCACAGGAGUACAGCGACUGCUGUGGACAGAAAUCGGCCGUCUCUGGGGGCCCUCUUAUCCAGAAUGUGCACUCUUCCAAGCGCAUCCUCUUCUCCAUUGUCCACGACAAGACAGAUAAGUGGGACAGUUUUAUAAAAGAAACUGAAGAUAUCAACACCCUUAGGGAGUGCGUGCAAAUUCUGUUUAACAGCAGAUAUGCUGAAGCCUUGGGGUUAGACCACAUGGUCCCCGUCCCGUACCGGAAGAUCGCGUGCGACCCCGAGGCGGUGGAAAUUAUCGGCAUCCCUGACAAAAUCCCCUUCAAAAGACCUUGCACCUACGGCGUCCCCAAACUCAAGCGGAUACUGGAGGAGAGGCACAACAUCCACUUUGUCAUCAAGAGGAUGUUCGAUGAGAGAAUUUUCACAGGAAGUAAAUUUACCAAAGACCCAACCAAGCUGGAGCCCUCCAGCCCCCCCGGGGAGAUCUCCCCCGAGCCGCACCGCGGGGCCGUGCUGGACCUGGCAGGGACGUCGCAGGCCGGCAGCAGGUCGGAGAAGUGCAGUGUUUCUGAAAGCUGUGAACCAGGUACCUCAGGAGAGCUGGGUGGGAUCAGGCAGAUCAAAAUUGAGCCGGACGAGCUGGACAUCAUUCAGAUCACAGUUCCAGACCGAUCACCCACUUCAGAUGAGAUGCACGACCCGGUGACCACGCACAUGGCCUCGGAGGAGUCGAGCUACAUCCUAGACGCAGUAGCAGGGACCGAGAAGGGGCCCAGUGAGGAGUCACGGCACGAGGAGAAGCAGAUGGAGGCAUCAGAUGGUAUAGGGGACGUUUUAAGUCAUUUGAGGAAACAAGUGGAAAUUUUGUUCAACACGAGAUACGCGAAAGCCAUAGGAAUAUCGGAGCCAGUCAAAGUCCCCUACUCCAAGUUCCUGAUGUACCCCGAGGACCUGUUCGUCGUAGGCUUGCCGGAGGGCAUCCUGCUGCGGCGCCCCAACUGCUUCGGGAUUGCAAAGCUGAAGAAGAUCCUGCAAGCGAGCAACAACAUCCAGUUUGUCAUUAAAAGGCCAGAGCUGCUGGCAGAGGGCGUUAAGGAGAUGGCAUCGGACAGCCCAGGAGCCAAAGCUGCCGGCGAGAGGGACUGCAGUGAGACGCUGCUGGACGACGCUGUGAAGAGGCAGGGCUUCCAAGAAAAUUAUGAUGCCAGGCUUUCCAGAAUAGACAUUGCUAACACACUGCGGGAACAAGUCCAGGACCUGUUCAAUAAGAAAUACGGUGAAGCCUUGGGGAUCAAAUACCCCGUACAAGUGCCAUACAAGCGGAUCAAAAGCAAUCCGGGGUCGGUGAUCAUCGAGGGGCUGCCCCCCGGCAUCCCCUUCCGCAAGCCCUGCACCUUUGGCUCUCAGAACCUGGAGAGGAUAUUGGCCGUGGCCGAUAAAAUCAAGUUCACAGUGACGAGGCCUUUCCAAGGACUCAUCCCCAAACCCGCCCCUAGACGGAUAACGUCAUUGGAAAAAGCGUACGCUGCCUUGAAUGAUGAGGACGAUGCCAACAGGCUCGGAGAGAAGGUGAUUCUCCGAGAGCAAGUGAAAGAGCUUUUCAAUGAAAAAUACGGAGAGGCUCUGGGCUUGAACCGGCCCGUCAUGGUGCCCUAUAAACUCAUCAGGGACAGCCCCGACGCGGUGGAGGUCACCGGCCUGCCGGAUGAUAUCCCUUUCAGAAACCCCAAUACCUACGACAUCCACCGGCUGGAGAAGAUCCUGAAGGCACGGGAGAGCAUCCGGAUGGUGAUUAUAAACCAGCUCCAGCCUUUUUCUGAAAUCUGCACUGAGGCCAAACAAACAGAAAAAGACAGCAGUGUUCCCAAGAGGAAGCGGAAGAGGAUCUCCGAAGGGAACUCGGUAUCUUCCUCUUCCUCAUCUUCCUCCUCCUCCUCUUCCAAUAUGGAGUCCACGUCAUCAACAAAUCAGAUCUCUCUUGUGCAAUGGCCCAUGAACAUGUACAUGUUAGACUAUGGUGGUCUAAACGUCCAGAUCCCAGGACCUAUUAACUAUUAGACCUCAAUACCGAAUAAGAACCUCAAAUGAAAGAAUAAAUAAAUAAAUGUAAUUUAUGUAAAAAGUGUAUAUUCCAAUAUGUAUCAAUGCCUUUUAGUUUUUCCAAUGAUUUUUACACUAUAUUCCUGCCAUCAAGGCCUUUUUAAAUAAAAAUAAAAAGUGUUGCCUUGCUCUU
Messenger RNA from Cygnus atratus (black swan), 3134 nucleotides. It is a transcript of the gene GTF2IRD1, whose product is annotated as GTF2I repeat domain containing 1. Bases 38 to 2959 code for a protein of 973 amino acids. Gene Ontology annotation, cellular component: nucleus. The record is from RefSeq and is a predicted model, not a curated record. Gene Ontology annotation, biological process: transcription by RNA polymerase II. The transcript has 28 exons. Gene Ontology annotation, molecular function: DNA-binding transcription factor activity. NCBI's taxonomy places the organism in Eukaryota, Metazoa, Chordata, Aves, Anseriformes, Anatidae.